AUGAAGUCUAUGAUAUAUGAUGCUUUGAUUAUCGGUGCCGGUCCUGCUGGCCUUUCCACCGCCCUGGGACUGUCCAGGCUUCACCGCACCAAGGUGGUCUUCACUCGGCCACAGAAUGCAGGUUUCAGGAACGAGGGGACACACGAGGUUCACAACGUCUUGACCAGGGAUUGCACCCCUCCUGCCGAGUUUCGCCGAAUCGCCAGAGAGCAGAUCGAAAAGUACGGUACGACGGAGUUCAUCGAAGCAGACAUCACCGCGAUCAGAAAGCUGGAGCCGGCCUCCACUGAAGGUCACAAUCUCUCUUGUUCGAGCUAUUUUGAGGCGACCGAUGGCGAAGGGCGGAAGUGGGUUGGAAGAAAAGUUGUCCUAGCCACAGGUUCCGUCGAAGUCCUACCCGCAGAAAUUCCUGGGUACAAGGAAAACUGGCCACAGAACAUAUUUCAAUGCUUGUUCUGCGACGGCCACGAACGCUCUCACUUGCCUGUCGGCAUCAUAGGACUGUCGCCAUUCGUUGCCCACGCGGCCCAGAUGCUGGUCUUCCUGGUUACAGAGUCUUCGGGUCCCCCGAUCUUAUUCAGCAACGGCCCAAUCCCAGAUACCGAACCAAUGCAGCAGACUUUGGAAAAUGUUCGAGCCCUGGGUUUCAAGAUCGAGACCCGCAAGAUUACAAGACUGGUGCCUGAGCAAGAGCCGAAUGUCGGAGUCAACGUCGUGUUUGAAGAUGGCAAGAGUACUUACGUCGGUUACUUGACCGAUAGACCAACAACGGUACUGUCCAGUAGACCCUUGAUCGAUCAGCUGGGACUCGAAGUCGAAAAUCAUCCCGUCAUGGGAGAGAUGGUCAAGGGUGUCGAGAUGGGGAUUGUCACUACGGCGCCCGGGGUAUUCAUUGCCGGCGACGCUGCCACACCGUACAAAUCAGCCACGAACGCAAUCAGUUCAGGCAAAGGCGCUCAAGGUGUCAUCAAAGAACAAAAGCACAACCCCCUUCGACGGAGCGCCCGUUUGGUCCGCUUGAUUGAGGAUGACAAGGUUCAAUCGAGAGCCAGCCAGCAGUCUCUUUCAUCUCCACUUGGCGAUAUUGUAGGACUUCGUCGUGCGCACCGAUCGCCUUCCCUUCUACCAUCGAAGCCUCUGAAGCGGAAACGAGAAACUGAACGGCAACUAAACCCACCCUUUCUACGACGACCGCAACCGCCCCAAACGACAUCGUCUAUUCAGGAUGUUGAUUCUAUUACACAUUGGGCGCAGACAUAUCACUGGCCUCGUGGAUACUCCACACCGAAGGGGGAGAAACGAGUCACUUAUUGGCGAGAAAGAACUCCAUCGCCUCACUUCGCCAAAGGCGAUCACAUUACAGAUGAGGGCAAGGUUCUCUGUCGAAACCUGUUGACCAAGAAGCAACGGAUCCCCAAGGGUUCCAUUUUCUCAAAAGACGUGUUUAAGGAAGCCUGCCAAAACUUUCGGGGCAGAAAUGAGGCCAGGGUGAUCCAAGACAUAGCUCGACUGAUCGUCCCAUCUGCAGAGACCCUGGCCACAUUGGGUGCCCAACAUCUCGAUAAACUGACCGAGAGCGUCGAUGAGGGUCGGGACAAUUCAAUCCCUGUUACCAAACCACGACCACAGCCAGACUACUCGAUCGGGUUCCGACGAGAAGCAUUCACCGAGUCCCAACUUCAAACCCUUCAGCCAUUCGUGGGUGAUUUUACCGACGAUUCUUUCUUCACGGGGACAUGGUACAUGUAUUUUCCCUUCUUCUCGGGCGAGGUGAAGUGUGCGGGUGACCUCGACGUGGCAGAUCGACAGAAUGCACACAGUAUGAUCAUCGAUGUUUUAGGAUUUAUGGUCAUUAUCCUAUAA
Messenger RNA from Exophiala oligosperma, 1863 nucleotides. RefSeq lists its product as uncharacterized. NCBI's taxonomy places the organism in Eukaryota, Fungi, Ascomycota, Eurotiomycetes, Chaetothyriales, Herpotrichiellaceae. The coding region runs from base 1 to 1863 and encodes 620 amino acids. Gene Ontology annotation, molecular function: oxidoreductase activity. The record is from RefSeq and is a predicted model, not a curated record. The transcript has 5 exons.